This is a messenger RNA of Carassius auratus (goldfish), 2742 nucleotides long. Its product is annotated as ras/Rap GTPase-activating protein SynGAP-like. The transcript is spliced from 3 exons. Bases 1545 to 2345 code for a protein of 266 amino acids. The record is from RefSeq and is a predicted model, not a curated record. NCBI's taxonomy places the organism in Eukaryota, Metazoa, Chordata, Actinopteri, Cypriniformes, Cyprinidae.
UGACAGAGUCCUGCUGACCCACUGCAUGUUUCUUUUUAACGUCACCAAAGGACAUACAGUUUUUACAGUGGCUUUCUUAUUUAAAUGUAUGAGAAUGAAAACAUGAUAAUGUUUCUGAUUCACUUUAAAAACCUUGUCGCUUUGAAAACCAUUUUGGUUAUCAGCAUUGAAAGGAUCUGACUCGAAAGGAAUUUUCUUCUUUAACUUUCUCAUUGGUUCAUUGGUUGCUCUUGAGUUCAUUUGGCUUUUGCACAGAUGUGGGUUUACUGAUGUUGCACCGACAUGCUAUUGACCGCAAAUGUUAAAAAAGGAUAUGAUUAUCAAACUAUUCUUGUAAUCAAGAUCAAACUGACAUCCAUUGUAACCGUGUCUCCUUUUGUACAAUACUUUUGAUCUUCAUAUAUCACGGCUGUGAUUCAUCAUGAACAUAUACAAGAUUGCUGAGCUGUGGUGUCAGGACUGUUUCCCAUUGACCACGUCCCAUUCCUCCUGGUGCUUAAACCUCUGUCCUACAAAACUAAAAAGACAACAAUUAAAUGAGCAAUAGCACAAACAAAAACCAUAACAAGUUACAAAUUAAAUUAACAGUACUUUAAGUUUUUUAGGUAUAGGUCUAACAGUAAUAGGCCUAUUUCAGUACAGAAUUACUACAGAAACUGAAUAAUCUAUUCAGCUGUAAAAUAACACCGAAUAGUCUUCACUGUAUAAAUAAACUGUAAUGAUACAGACAACAGCAGGUUUAUUUAGAUUGAGAGCAGUGAUAAAAAUCUCUAUGCUGUUAUACUCCAUAUCACUUCUAAUAUUAUACCAGUCAGAACUACCGGUAACUGUUUUGUUAUCCAGAAUAUGAAACUUCCAUAUUUGUUCUGUUUUUCCCCUCUAUUGCAUAACAUUUUGCAGGGAAAUCCCUUGAGGUUACACUUCAGUUUCUCUCUAAUUCAAUGGAACAUUUCUAUUUUUUUCGCAUUUUACAUUUGCUAUUAUUUUUAAAGUGCUUAUUUUUAUCACUAACAUGAAUUUAUACUUGGAGCUCUACAGAAGCCGAAUGAGGUACAUUUCCUGCACUUGACACUGACGUACCAGAUUCUCUGAAGUCAGGGCAUUUUUUUUCUUCUUCUGAUUUUACUUUCAUGAAACGGUCUGUGUUGUGCUAACCACAGAGUGGGGCCACUAAAUGGGCAGCACAUGCUCUGAUUGGAUAGUGAGGCAAAGUGUUUCUACGCACACAUAUAUCUGACACUUAUUUCCUCCCAGAAAGCCAAGCAGCAACCAGGAAGUGGCGGCUCACCAGUGGAUGUCUUGCUCGCUCACUGAGAGACAUUUGCUCGGCAUGUUUCUACACGGAGAUCUCAGGGAUGGUGGUAUCCGCUAUGUCAGGCAUCAAAUUUAGAAUAUUAUGUUCGGAUAACUCUGUUAGAUCGAGCCUAGCUCAUCGAGAUGAGACUUUGAUGCAAUUGGUUGCAUUUGAAACGGACUAAAUUAGAUUUUUGGCUUCCUGCUUCUGGAUAUUGUUAAGCUUUUUAGCUUUUCUCCCCUCAUCAACCAUGAGUUUACCAUGGAAGGCCGCACCGGAGGAGCAAACAGGGUCAAACAGGAAUCCAUCACGCUGUUCGUCUGGCAGGGAGAGCACUCGUCCCUGGCGUCUCCUCAGCAGGCCUUGGCUAAAGCACCGUUCAGUUUCAGUUCCCGAGGAGCCAUUGGACACGCAUGACAGAAGGAACCUGGCUGGAUGGAACAUGCACACACAGAGCUUGACAUGGUCCAGAAGCAGCAGCAGUACGCAUCCGUCCAAUCCUCCUAUCUCCAGGGUCCACAGUCUCCCGGACCCUCAGAGGGUCACCAGCCGCGGUGUCCUCCUGGAGCAUGCUAAUCUUCAGAGGGACUGGUUAUCUCGUAGCUCAGCCCCUUUUUUAAGAUCUACGUCUGAACCGGGGAGUGAAAUGCGUAACGAGACUCCACCGCUUAGACGGGGACUGAGCUCUCAAACGUUUUCAGGGAUUCUGCUGUCCAUGUCAAGACGAAUUGGCCAAAUUUUAAAUACCUCUCCUGAGCUGGCUGUUGGAGAUCUUUCAGAAGACGAUGUGAAGGGGCCGCCCAGUCACCACUUCUCCUGCGGCCAGUCGCCGUUCACAGAGCCCUGCGUCUGGGAGAGGAAGUACUGCAUCCUGACCGAUAGCCAGCUCAUCCUGCUUAACAAGGAGGAAGAGAUGCCAUCUGAAGUCCAUGAAAGCCCCACAGCAUCCUCAUCAAAGGUUCGCAGCCUGAGAAGGACAGUCAGUGUGCCCUCUGAAGGACAGUUCCCAGAGGAUCCACCAGAGGGAACCUCCAUGUCAGGUAAGAUUUAAGUGGCGCUUCUGUUAUGAAAGCAAAACUAUUAUUUAUGCCCCGGUUCAAAAGGUGUGGAAAUGCUGAUUCAGACAGUAGCAGGACCUUUUAGCAGAAACAUUUUUGCUCUGUCUAUAGGGUUUCAAAAAUGGCACUCUUUUUGCAUUUACUGUAGCUUUAAGAUGUUGAUAACCAGGCACGCUCACACUGCAGGCAGAGCAUGAGGUGAAUCAUGAACAAAAUCAUGUCAGUAGGUGCAUUUGUAACAUCAGAGCCAUAACUUCUGAAUCCACUUCUAUAAGCACAGAGGAUCAGGAUAAAAAAGCAGUGGAUUUAACCACAACACUGCAGACUGGGCUAAGAGAAACACCAGAUUGGGGGCAAAAAUAUGCAUGCUAAAAACUGCAGAAUAUUUCA